AUGAAACCCAUCAUCAUAAUACUUGUGCUCUUGGCUUUUGCCAUGUUCACAGAGGCGUAUGUUGUGUCAACCGGUACCAAGAACCUCGACUUGGAUAAAGAUCAGACAGCACAGAACGCCUCGGCUUCCACAGCACAACUCCAGCUCAAUAUCGACCCUGACAUAACCAAUCCAAAUUGCAGUGGAAUAUAUCCUGCCAACCUCAAUGUCAAAUACGCACCUGAUCCAUUCUACCUGUCGGACGCAUGCCGGGACGUGCUGACUUGGCUUGGGGGAAACGAUGGCAAACAGAAUGUCGAUAUCGUUUGGACAUGCCCGGGUCAAAAGACAGCUGGUACGGGUGACCGCAACACCUAUGUCAUCCUGAAUACUGCAUCCAACAUCGUUUUCUCAGGAAGUGGUGGUAAUCAACAGGUCGGCGCAUACAUGGAGAUACACAGGUUGUCCGAUGGAUUCUUUGCCACUGCAGCUGUUUAUCUCCAGGCCAAAACAGACCCUGCCGAUAACAGAGCCACGUUUCAGUUCAUCUUCUGCUGA
Molecule: messenger RNA, 537 nt
Organism: Exophiala oligosperma
Lineage: Eukaryota; Fungi; Ascomycota; Eurotiomycetes; Chaetothyriales; Herpotrichiellaceae
Exons: 1
Coding region: 1-537 (178 amino acids)
Source: RefSeq, a predicted model, not a curated record